Alternaria ventricosa is the source of this 762-nucleotide messenger RNA. RefSeq lists its product as uncharacterized. Gene Ontology annotation, molecular function: cellulase activity. NCBI's taxonomy places the organism in Eukaryota, Fungi, Ascomycota, Dothideomycetes, Pleosporales, Pleosporaceae. Gene Ontology annotation, biological process: polysaccharide catabolic process. The record is from RefSeq and is a predicted model, not a curated record. The coding region runs from base 1 to 762 and encodes 253 amino acids. The transcript is spliced from 2 exons.
AUGAGACUCCUCAUCGCUCUAUCCGCCGGUCUAUUGACCGGCGCUUCAGCCACUCCAGUCGGCACACCCACCAUCAACAACCGCGACGCAACCUCCGUCCAAGAAACCAUCAGCCUCUGCACUCAAUACGCCUACCACUCCGCCAACGGCUACGAAAUCCUCAACAACCUCUGGGGCAAAGACCAAGCCACUUCCGGCUCCCAAUGCACCUACUAUGAGGGCAGCACCGGAAACGGAAUCAAAUGGAGUACCGAUUGGGUGUGGAACGGCGGCCAGGACCAAGUAAAGAGCUAUGCCUAUGCGGGUAAGAUCUUGACGAAAGGGCAGAAGAUAUCGCAGAUUACUAGUAUGCCAACGCAGGUGGAGUGGUCUUACAAUCAAACUAGCAAUGUGAGGGCGAAUGUGGCGUACGAUGUCUUUACCGCUGCGGAUCCAAACCAUGUUAAUAGUAGUGGAGAUUAUGAGCUCAUGGUCUGGCUCGGUCGGCUGGGAGGCGUAUGGCCCAUCUCGCAAGCUGGAGCCCCAGUGGCUACCGUGACCAUCGCUGGAUACACCUUCGAUCUCUACACCGGCUACAACGGAUCGAUGCGCGUGUACAGUUUUGUGCGGGCGGGUAAUAGUGAUAUCAAGAGCUUCAGCGCGGAUAUCAAGUUGUUCUUCAACUAUCUGGAGCAGACUCAGCAAUUUCCUGCGAGCACGCAGAACCUGAUUGGUAGGUUUUCCGAUGCGAAUGGAGCGUACUUGAUGCUGAUAUGUGAGUAG